This is a messenger RNA of Echinops telfairi (small Madagascar hedgehog), 1785 nucleotides long. It is a transcript of the gene SLC6A3, whose product is annotated as solute carrier family 6 member 3. The transcript has 12 exons. Gene Ontology annotation, molecular function: norepinephrine:sodium symporter activity; dopamine:sodium symporter activity. Gene Ontology annotation, biological process: dopamine uptake involved in synaptic transmission; sodium ion transmembrane transport. Lineage: Eukaryota; Metazoa; Chordata; Mammalia; Afrosoricida; Tenrecidae. The record is from RefSeq and is a predicted model, not a curated record. Gene Ontology annotation, cellular component: presynaptic membrane; plasma membrane; neuronal cell body membrane.
AUGAGUAAAAUCAAAUGCUCGCGUGGACCAAUGUCCUCCACGGUGGCCCCAGCUAAGGAGGCCAAUGCCAUGAGCCCCAAGGAGGUUGAGCUCAUUCUGGUCAAGGAGCAAAAUGGGGUGCAGCUCACCAACUCCACCAUCAUCAACCCGCCGCAGAGCCCUGAGGAGCCCCAGGAGCGGGAGACCUGGAGCAAGAAAAUCGACUUCCUGCUCUCCGUGAUCGGCUUCGCCGUGGACCUGGCCAACGUCUGGCGGUUCCCGUACCUGUGCUACAAAAACGGUGGCGGUGCCUUCCUGGUCCCCUACCUGUUCUUCAUGGUCAUCGCUGGGAUGCCGCUCUUCUACAUGGAGCUUGCCCUCGGGCAGUUCAACAGGGAAGGGGCUGCUGGGGUCUGGAAGAUCUGCCCGAUUCUGAAAGGCGUGGGCUUCACGGUCAUCCUGAUCUCGCUCUACGUGGGCUUCUUCUACAACGUCAUCAUCGCCUGGGCCCUGCACUACUUCUUCUCCUCUUUCACCAUGGAGCUGCCCUGGACCCACUGCAACAACACCUGGAACAGCCCCAACUGCUCCGACACCCACGCCGGCAACGCCAGCGACGGCCUCAACGACACCUUCAGGACCACGCCCGCCACCGAAUACUUUGAGCGGGGCGUGCUGCACCUCCACCAGAGCCGUGGCAUCGAUGACCUGGGCCCUCCGCAGUGGCAGCUCACCGCCUGCCUGGUGCUGGUCAUCGUGCUGCUGUACUUCAGCCUGUGGAAGGGAGUGAAGACUUCUGGGAAGGUCGUGUGGAUCACGGCCACCAUGCCGUACGUGGUCCUCACUGCCCUGCUUCUGCGUGGGGUCACCCUACCUGGAGCCAUCGACGGCAUCCGGGCGUACCUGAGUGUCGACUUCUACCGGCUCUGCGAGGCCUCGGUGUGGAUUGAUGCUGCCACUCAGAUAUGCUUCUCGCUGGGCGUUGGGUUUGGGGUGCUGAUCGCCUUCUCUAGUUACAACAAAUUCACCAACAACUGUUACAGAGAUGCCAUCAUUACCACCUCCGUCAACUCCCUGACCAGCUUCUUCUCUGGCUUCGUCAUCUUCUCCUUCCUGGGCUACAUGGCACAGAAGCACAGCGUGCCCAUCGGGGAUGUGGCCAAGGAUGGGCCUGGGCUGAUCUUCAUCAUCUACCCCGAAGCCAUCGCGACGCUGCCCCUGUCCUCAGCCUGGGCCGUGGUCUUCUUCAUCAUGCUGCUCACGCUGGGCAUCGACAGCGCUAUGGGCGGGAUGGAGUCCGUCAUCACCGGCCUCAUCGACGAGUUCCAGCUGCUGCACCGGCACCGGGAGCGCUUCACUCUCUUCAUCGUCCUGGCCACCUUCCUCCUCUCCCUCUUCUGCGUCACCAACGGUGGCAUCUACGUCUUCACACUGUUAGACCACUUUGCAGCCGGCACGUCCAUCCUCUUUGGGGUGCUCAUUGAAGCCAUCGGGGUGGCCUGGUUCUACGGUAAUGACUCUGUGCCAUCCAAUAUUGCUUGAUUUUUCCACUUCUGUCCUCAAGCCCUGUUGGCCAAGAGAUGUCAUCCUGACCUCUGUGUUGCUUGGUUUCAGUUUGUGGUCGUAGUCAGCAUUGUGACCUUCAGGCCCCCACACUAUGGCACCUACGUCUUCCCCGACUGGGCCAACGUGCUCGGCUGGGUCAUUGCCACAUCCUCCAUGUCCAUGGUGCCUAUCUACGCCACUUACAAGUUCUGCAGCUUGCCUGGGUCCUUCCGAGAGCUCCGCCACUGGCUGAUGGUGUAG